AGAAUGGUUUUUGCCUUUAGUGUGUAGUUACCUAUGACACCUUCAACUAGUUGGAUGUUUGGGAAAAAUGGCAGUUAAUCUAGUUUCUCAAAUUAUUGGGCUUCUCUUUGUGUUCGUAUUUCAAUUUAGUUGUAUUGAGUACUUUGAUCCGUGCACUCAUCACAAUGGGAUACCAGAAAAGGAAGUAGAAGCAUUGUUUAAAGAUUGGCCAAACAAUCUGAACUUGGCCAGCGUUAAUAGGACCCACAAGUGUUAUGUGACCUGUAUUUUAUUAUAUUAUCAACUGGUUGGUACCUCUGGCGAGAUUAUGCUAGACAAAUACUUCGACUCUGGGGUAAUUGAUGAGUAUGCGUUUGCACCCAUAAUGGGACGAUGCCUUUAUGAAUAUAGAGAAGAAACUGAUUUUUGUGAGCAUACUUUCGGCUUGUUCAACUGUUUCAGGCAGGAGAGGUUAUUGAGCUCAGACUAUAUAAACAAACAGUAA
This is a messenger RNA of Drosophila takahashii, 484 nucleotides long. RefSeq names its product Odorant-binding protein 57d (gene Obp57d). Gene Ontology annotation, molecular function: odorant binding. The record is from RefSeq and is a predicted model, not a curated record. Lineage: Eukaryota; Metazoa; Arthropoda; Insecta; Diptera; Drosophilidae.